Molecule: messenger RNA, 1887 nt
Organism: Equus quagga
Lineage: Eukaryota; Metazoa; Chordata; Mammalia; Perissodactyla; Equidae
Gene: ICA1
Product: islet cell autoantigen 1
Exons: 16
Coding region: 218-1750 (510 amino acids)
Biological process (GO): regulation of transport
Cellular component (GO): Golgi apparatus
Molecular function (GO): protein domain specific binding
Source: RefSeq, a predicted model, not a curated record
GGAGGCUCCUGGGGGCCAGGGCUCCGAGUAUAUGUGCUGCUGAAGUGAGCAUGAUUAUGAACUAUUUCAAAUCUGUAAAGAGGCGUACAGAUGCGUACUCACCACCUAGCUUAACAAAGAACGUUAUGAGUACAGGUUAUAAUAUAACUUAUCCUCUCAUGCUUUUUCCCUGCCCCUUCUCCCCAAAUCAUCAACAGUAGAAAAAGAAGAAGAAAACAUGUCAGGACAGAAAUGCAGUUACCCCUGGGACUUACAGGAUCGAUAUGCACAAGAUAAGUCAGUUGUGAAUAAGAUGCAGCAGAAGUAUUGGGAGACAAAGCAGGCCUUUAUUAAAGCCACAGGGAAGAAGGAAGAUGAACAUGUCGUUGCCUCCGACGCAGACCUGGACGCCAAGCUGGAGCUGUUUCACUCGAUUCAGAGAACCUGUUUGGACUUGUCUAAAGCAAUUGUACUCUAUCAAAAGAGAAUAUGUUUCUUGUCUCAAGAAGAAAACGAACUGGGAAAAUUUCUCCGAUCCCAAGGCUUCCAAGAUAAAACCAGAGCAGGAAAAAUGAUGCAAGCGACAGGAAAGGCCCUCUGCUUUUCUUCCCAGCAAAGGUUGGCCCUGCGCAAUCCUUUGUGUCGAUUUCACCAAGAAGUGGAGACUUUUCGGCAUCGGGCCAUCUCGGACACUUGGCUGACGGUGAACCGCAUGGAGCAGUGCCGGACUGAAUACAGAGGAGCAUUAUUAUGGAUGAAGGACGUGUCACAGGAGCUUGAUCCAGACCUCUACAAGCAAAUGGAGAAGUUCAGGAAGGUACAAACACAGGUACGCCUUGCCAAAAAAAGCUUUGACAAAUUGAAGAUGGAUGUGUGUCAAAAAGUGGAUCUUCUUGGAGCAAGCAGAUGCAAUCUCUUAUCUCAUAUGCUAGCAACAUACCAGACCACUCUGCUUCAUUUUUGGGAGAAAACUUCUCACACUAUGGCAGCCAUCCAUGAGAGCUUCAAAGGUUAUCAGCCAUAUGAAUUCACUAUGUUAAAGAGUUUACAAGACCCUAUCAAAAAACUGGUUGAGAAAGAAGAAAGGAAGAAGAUCACCCAGCAGGAAAGCACAGAGCCCGUGGUGGAGGAGCCAAGUCAGUUAAUUUCAUUAGAGGAUGAAAACCAGCACAAGGAAUCCUCUAGUUUUAAGACUGAAGAUGGAAAAAGUGUUUUCUCCGCCUUAGACAAAAGCUCUACACAUAAAGCAUGCUCAGGUGAACUAUUAGACAUGAAACCCGAGGAAGGUGCUUGCCUGGGCCCAAUGGCAGGGACUUUGGAAGCCGAAGGUGCUGACAAAGAUGACCUGCUGCUGUUGAGCGAGAUCUUCCAUGCGUCCUCCCUGGAAGAGGGCGAGUUCAGUGAAGAGUGGGCUGCUGUGUUUGGAGACGGCCGGCUGAAGGAGCCAGCGCCCACUGUGGGCCCAGGAGAGCCAGACACCAAGCCCCAGGCAGCCUCAGGAUUCCUUCCUUCGCAGCUUUUAGACCAAAAUAUGAAAGACUUACAGGCCUCGCUACACGGCUGGUCAGAGAGCAAUGUCAAUCCUCCUCCUUCUCCAUGGCCAGCACCAAAGGCAAGCAGUCCCAAUGACAACAGCCCUGCAGUGAAAGAGCCUGCCAAGGCUGCUUCGGACCUGACUGCCUGGUUCAGCCUCUUCGCUGACCUCGACCCAUUAUCAAAUCCUGAUGCUGUUGGGAAAACGGAUAAAGAACAUGAACUGCUCAAUGCAUGAAUCUGCAGCCUCCGGGACGGAGCCCGUGCCACCCCUGAACAGCGCGCCGGGGGCUCGCGGUCGUCUGAAGUGAUCAGUAUGCUGUUUUACUGUUGACGUGCCAUUUUAAUAAAAUGAAGGGUCAAAGGCCCUGUUUA